AUGCGAGUGGUGAAUGAGUGGCGAACCCUGUUCGUGGGAGCGAACAACUCGGCGUUCGUGUUCGAUCUCGAUCGAACUCUAGAAUCCUCGACGGCUACGAAGUUAGACUGGAUGCCGGACUCGGUCGCCAAGAAGAAGUGCAGAUUGAAAGGGAAGGAAGAACACAACUGCCAGAACUACGUGAAAAUCGUAACUCCGGAUUUAACGAACGGUCGAGUGUUGAUCUGCGGAACCAACGCUCAGAAACCGAAGUGCAUUCAUGCCGAGAUGUCGAACUUGGAGAGUGAUUGGAGGAGAAGGAACGCGACGGACGGUCUGUACAAUUGUCCGUUCGCCGUCGACCAAAAAGUAACGUCCGUCUUCGCGGAGGGUAGCCUGUACGCCGGGACGGUCGCCGAUUUCAACGGCAGGGAUUCCGCACUAACGAGGUCGAUGGGCAACGCCGUUCCUCUCAUAACCAAGAGGCACGAUUCGUUGUGGCUGAAUCACCCGAAAUUCGUCGGAUCGUUUGUAGAGGGCAGAGAAGUGUUUUUCUUCUUCCGAGAAGUUUCCGUAGAAAACUGCGAAAAAAUUUAUCGUUCGCGAAUCGCACGCGUUUGCACCGACGACAAGGGAGGCAGAACUAUACUGGACUCCAGUUGGACGACUUUUCUGAAAGCGCGACUCGACUGUUCGUUCCGAGGGGAAUUUCCGUUUCGCUUCAACUACCUGCAGGACGUCGUUCGGACCGUCAGCGGGGGAAAGGUCUUCUACUACGCCGUUUUCACGACGGGCGAACACGAAAUACCCGCCUCGGCCAUCUGCCGUUUCGGCCUCGACGACAUAAGGGACAACUUCGAAAGAGGUCCGUUCUUGCGACCGACGGCGCCUUGGGGACGCAUCCCGGACGAGGACGUUCCAAACAACAGACCGGGCGAUUGUUCGGUCGACUCGACUCCACUCUCGUACGAAGAUCUAAACUUCGUGAAAUCGCACCCGUCGCUGUACGAACCGGUCGGAAGUGGGGACCCGCUCUUUACGCUCGUUCGACAAAACUACAGGUUGAAGACUUUGACCGUGACUGAGACUGGUAACCGUACGGUCGUUUUCGUCGGAACGGACGACGGCCGAGUCUUGAAAUUGGUGCUGUUGGAAAAUCGGGCCGUCCUUCUGUACGUCAUGCGCGCGACGGAGCAACCGAUCACGAACGCCGGGUUGCACGGGAAUUUUUUGUACGUAACCUCUACCGAUCGACUUUACGAAAUCCCUCUUCAACGGCAUUGCCGACUCCUGAAAGAUCGUACCCGCAAGCAAGAUCCGCAUUGCAGUUGGAUGUCGACGAACGUCGGCGUCGAGUUGGACCAGUCGGAACACGUGCAGACGGAGGAAAAGACGAACGCGGACGUAGAGUUGGAACCAAGACCGUCGGAGCACGUGCAGAACGCCGACUUGGAGUUGGACCCAAGGCGUUCGGAGCACUUGCCGAACGUGCAGGCGAAGAACGCCUAUCUGGACUCGCCGUCGACGGAUCACAUCAGUCUCGUCGCACUCGCGGCAAUAGGGUGGACACUUUGUAUAGUUGAAGCUAUAGGCAUUGUUUGGUUGAUAUUUAAAGUUACUUUGUUGGUACGGUAA
Messenger RNA from Anneissia japonica, 1614 nucleotides. RefSeq names its product semaphorin-1A-like. Gene Ontology annotation, biological process: negative chemotaxis; neural crest cell migration; semaphorin-plexin signaling pathway. Lineage: Eukaryota; Metazoa; Echinodermata; Crinoidea; Comatulida; Comatulidae. The transcript has a single exon. Gene Ontology annotation, molecular function: semaphorin receptor binding; chemorepellent activity. The record is from RefSeq and is a predicted model, not a curated record. The coding region runs from base 1 to 1614 and encodes 537 amino acids.